Molecule: messenger RNA, 3768 nt
Organism: Hypanus sabinus (Atlantic stingray)
Lineage: Eukaryota; Metazoa; Chordata; Chondrichthyes; Myliobatiformes; Dasyatidae
Gene: carm1l
Product: coactivator-associated arginine methyltransferase 1, like
Exons: 13
Coding region: 165-1544 (459 amino acids)
Biological process (GO): peptidyl-arginine methylation
Molecular function (GO): protein-arginine N-methyltransferase activity
Source: RefSeq, a predicted model, not a curated record
GUGGUGCAGCUCCCGGGACCGUGCUCCAUCAGUGGGCCGAUCUCACCAGCAGGGGACGGAAGGUGUCCAGCGGAUCUCUCCGAGCAAGACUGGCGCUUCCGUCCUCCUGCAGUCGCUGGUUUCUCGGAGUCGCCUCAGUGCUGUCGUCUGUGUCUCGCCUGGUUAUGGCCAGCUCGGCUCAGCAGCAGCACAGUAUCUCGCUGUUCUUUGUCCAGGAGGAUCAGAAGGGGGGAGUUCAUUUCUCCAACUCGCUGCGGAGUGAACAGCCGCUGAAACUGCUGGUGGAGACGGAGGAAGGGGGAGCGGAACUGCGCGUGAUUGACGGAAAUGGUGUUUGUGUGUUCAAAUGUUCCAUAAACCGGGAGACGGAAAGCUGUCAGGUGGGAAAACAGGCCUUCCUCAUUACGGUGGGAUGCACCAGUGUGUUACUUCAGUUUAAUUUGUUGAAUGAGUUCCUUACCUUUUACAAUUCUUUAAAGACCUUUAGAAGGUCCAAUAAAGCUCCCUCAGCAUUCAGCCAAAGAACAGAAGAUGCUUCUGCAACGCAGUACUUCCAGUUUUAUGGCAGCCUAUCACAACAGCAGAACAUGAUGCAGGAUUAUAUAAGAACUGCCACUUAUCAAAGAGCAAUACUGCAGAAUCAUGUUGAUUUUAAGGAUAAGGUUGUUCUUGAUGUUGGCUGUGGCUCCGGAAUACUUUCAUUCUUUGCAGUUCAAGCAGGAGCAAGGAGGGUCUAUGCUGUGGAAGCCAGCACGAUGUCAAAGUAUGCAGAGAUUCUAGUGAAAAGUAACAAUCUUUCAGAACGGGUCAUGGUCCUGGAAGGGAAAAUUGAGGAAGUUGCUAUUCCCGAGAAAGUGGACAUCAUUAUUUCAGAACCGAUGGGAUAUUUGCUAUUUCAUGAAAGGAUGCUCGAAAGCUACCUCCACGCAAAAAAAUGGUUGAAGCCAAAUGGGAUGAUGUUUCCUACUUUUGGUGAUGUUCAUCUAGCUCCAUUUUCUGAUGAGCAGCUUUACAUGGAACACUACACGAGGGCAAAUUUCUGGUACCAGCAGUGUUUCCAUGGAAUUAAUCUGACUGGGCUUUCCAGUGCAGCAAUGGACGAGUACUUCAGGCAGCCAAUCGUAGAUACCUUUGAUGUAGUCAUUUUGAUGGCACGAUCUGUCAAAUACACUGUGAACUUUCUGGAAGCUAAAGAAAAUGAUUUGCAUAGAAUGGAGAUUCCCUUUGCCUUCCGAAUUUUGCAGUCUGGGCAGGUCCAUGGCUUGGCCUUUUGGUUUGAUGUGGCAUUUGUAGGUUCACAAAAAACAGUCUGGCUAUCAACUUCUCCUGCUGAACCUUUGACACAUUGGUACCAGGUGCGCUGUCUCCUACAGACCCCACUGUUUGCCAAAGAAGGCGAGACGUUCUCAGGGAAAGUCUUACUUGUGGCAAAUAAACGACAAAGUUAUGAUAUUCACAUUAUGGCAAUGGUAGAACAAACAGGGUUCAAAUCUGGGAACCUGCUAGACUUAAAGAAUCCUUUCUUCAGAAAUAGCCUGACCUGAAUAUUUCCAGCACUUUGUUUUUUUAGAUUUCCAGCAUCUGCAGUUUUUUUUUUGUUGUUGAAGAUAUUAAUGUAUAAAAUUAGACUAAAAUAUAUUGAAGGAUUAAAGGAAAUGUAUUGAAUCCAUUGAAGGAAUAUGGAAUUGGUAGAAAAAAGCUGUAACAGAUGGCAUUUAAUUGUGAGACGCAUGAAGUUAUCCACUUAAAAUAAAAGUCAAAGUCAAAUUGGAAUGUUUCUUUAAUGUUCAAAUAUAGAAACUGAGGAGCAAAGAGCUUUAAAUAUUUUGCUGAAUUGAAUUAGAUUUACCUCAUCAUCUAUACUUCCCACCCAUUUUCUUCAUCUGGCCAGAUGAGGAAAGCCCAACAUGCUGACCCUCCUAACCAAUCAAAUAAGAGUGAUCAGGGAGAGCCUGAUGCAUCAUGGGAAAUUCAACGGGAAAUAUCGCUUAAAAGUUUUUUUUUGCUUAAGCAUAGAUUAACACCAUAAGCUACUGCAGGUGAUGAACAAGAGUGAGAACACACUUGAGACUUUGUCAAACAAAUAAGAUUUCUUGAGCUGAACAGAAGCAAAGCAAACAUGUCAAACAUCAGUCAGAAAGAAUGCAAUUUCAAAUGAAAUGAGCACAUUCUUUUCCUUAGCUUGACUAACAAGUUGUGCUUGUGUAUAAGGUAGGAACUCAGAAAGGAUCGGCUUUGAUUAGUGAUAAAAGAGUUCGUGUAUAUGGUCUUUGCCUGAGAAGAGCUAAGUCUGAGUUAAUAUGUAGAGGCAUCUGAAUUGAAUGUGAUACAGACCUCGCAAAUUGAAAUAAUCCAGACAUAUUUGACACAAAAACAAACAUUUCCUUGAGUUCAAAUUCAAAACCAAAUAAUUCAAAAAUUGAUUCAACACCAAAACGUAAGUAAGUCAGAAAGGCAUUGAAACCCUGUACUGGAUUAGAUUUCUUGAUGAGAAUUCAAAAGGCUGCUUUAAAAAGGAGCAGUAACCAAAAUCUUUCUGAUCUUUUUUGUCCAUUUACACUCAAGUUAUAUCUGAAGAGUCAUGUAAUAUCCUUGAUUUUUAUCAACAUAAAAAUGCCAUAAUCAGUUUGGAGCAAAAAACUAAAAUCUCAAUAUGUGAAUAGUUUGUGUGUUGCUUUAAAAAUAAACAGGAGUCGGUGCUGUAUCUCAAUGCAUUCAUGUUACAUGACCUGAAAUUAUUAUAAAUACAUAAAGAGAAAAAUUAAGGGUAUUAAAGACUAAAACAAAUCUUAAAUAUAGAGGUGAAAAAUAUGACUCUGGAUCUGUUUGAUUUUGUGUCUGUCUGCAAAAUAGGGAAUCAGUACUGAAUAUUAAUAUUGAAGGGGAAGACUGAAAAGAUGGCAGAGUACAAAGAACUAUUUAAGCAAAUGUGAAAAGUAUUCCUUGGAAAUUUCAGUGCCUGUCUUAAGUGUAGGGGUUCUGCAGUAUAUGUUAGAUCCCUUGUAUUUUGUGAUGACUGUCACUAAUUUUAACUUAAAAAAAUUAUAGAUAACAAAUUUGGUCAUCAGAAUAAGUGAGGGAAAAAAAUUAAAAGUGAGCACUACAAGGAUUUAAGGAAAGCAGCAUCCAUCACCAAGGAUCCCCAGCAUCUAGGCCCUGCUCUCUUCUCAUUGCUGCCAUCGGGAAGGGGGUUUAGGAGUCAUAGGUCCCACACUACUAAGUUCAGGAACAGUUAUUACUCUUCAACCAUCAGGCUCCUGAACCAGAGGGGAUAACUUCACUCACACCAACACUAAACUGAUUCCACAACCUUUGGACUCACUUUCAAGGACUCUACCACAAAUGUUAUCAAUGGUGCUCCUGUAAAAAUUGGUUAAAAUAUGGGAGGUGGGGCAGAGCCUCACUCACCUCAUUCUUCUCAAGAAGUGGAGACACCGUUGAGCUUUCUUGACUAAAGAGAUGGUAUCAAGAGACCAGGUGAGAUUGUCCAUUAUGUGCAUUCCAAGAAACUUGGAUCUCCUAGGUUUCUCCACAGGGCAGCCAUUUAUGUGCAGUGAGAGGUGAUCAGCCUGCUUAUUCCUAAUGUCCACAAUCAUCUCUUUGGUCUUGUCCACAUUGAGAGGCAAGUUGUGCUCGUGCUAUUCUACCAGCCGCUCUACAUCUUCUCUCUAUGCCGUCUCAUCGUCGUUGCGGCAAAAUGUAGAAACCAGGUAAAUACUGCUUAGUCCUUAGAUGUAAAUGUUUGAGUUCUUUUUUUUUUUAAUUUUC